AUGGCGGCCAUGGAGGAGCUGGAAAUUCACAGCAAGUCUUACUUUGUUCGCUGGAUUAACGUCAACGCCAACCACACCAUCUCGUGGAGCAUUCAACCGCACAAGAAGUCCGUCAACUUCGGCAUCUUCAAACACCCAGGCCAGACAUCCUCACUGGGCUCUGUCCUUCCGGCCUCUGACUCCCAGAGCACCGAUUCAACCGAGAACCUCCCCGCAACCGCCGCAAAUCCCAGCCGCAACCAACAAUCCGCUGUUAUUGACAAGCUGACCGGCAUUGGGCUCAAACAGAUCAAAUGGACUGGCAAAUGCGAGGCAGACAAGAUCACCCAGGGAACAUACGAUGUGCCCAAUAGUGAGAGCGGCAACUACGCGCUCGUCUUUGACAAUACCUUCUCUAAACAAAUCUCCAAGACCCUGACACUUGUCCUUCUCACCUACCCGACGGGCCAGCCCCCGCACAGCUCUGUCUCCAAUACACUUCCGCGCUCGCAAACUGGUGCAUCGACCGACUCGCUGCCACAGCCUAAGACCCGCCGCCGCGGAAACAGCCGCGCCACACUCAACGGACAACAAGAGUUAUCAAACGCGAGUGUGCACACGGGACUGCUGCAGAAGCGACGAAGAAAGCGCCACCAGGGCUGGGCACGUCGCUUCUUUUCUUUGGAUUUUGCUUCCUGCACCCUGUCAUACUAUCAUGACCGUAACUCGGCCGCCUUGCGAGGCGCGAUCCCCCUCUCGCUAGCGGCCGUCGCGACCAACGAGAAAUCGCGUGAGAUAUCCAUCGACUCUGGCACCGAGAUCUGGCAUCUUCGUGCUAGUGAUGAGCAAGGCUUUAUUGCCUGGAAGCAUGCUCUGGAGAGAGCUUCUUCUAAAGAUGCUCAGAAAGCUAGCAAUGCCAGCUUGGCUGCCCCCCCAGAGUUGCGUCUGCAUGCACCAACGCAUCCUGACCCAGCAGAGGAACGCGAAUGGACCCGUGUUGAGAGUUUGGUCAGCCAUAUUUCUGGAUCUCGGGAUGCUGUGCGUCGCUUGGCUAAAGAUACGGAUCCCAAAUAUAUGACUUCGCCUGUCCCGGCUGCUGGUGUUGACCGACCCAAGUCUCGUGGUCGGUCGCCCAGUCCCCAGCCUAGCUCUCAUGAUGCAACUCCCAGUGAUGAGCCUAGACGCCCUUUUUGGAAACGCAAGACAAGUGGGCAGUCGCAUGCUAGUGGUCGGCGUCCAAAUGCUGUGACAUCUAACUCUAGUUCCUCGCAGCUUGUCGUACCUCCUACAGAUGGGAAGGGAAGGCCUGCUAGUAUCCAUAGUCAUACAGAUCAGAUGGACGAUAUCCACGAUAAUCUGAUGGCUGUACUGCGGGAUCUUGAUACUGCUGUUUCGGAAUUCUCUACGUUGAUUGCUGAGAGCAAAGAGCGACGGCACCCGCCUCGGCUGUCCAUCAUUCCACGGCGAAGUAUGGAGUCGGAUAUCUCGCAAGAGUUCUUUGAUGCAACGGAUGGAGGUGGUGACCGAUCUCCCCUCUUGACCAUCCAAGACAGCGACGAUGAAUGCCCCGAGGAAGACCGACCUGCACCUCCAGCCGAGGAAGUCGAAGACGAUGCUCCAUCCGACAGUGAUGGUGAAUCCGACACUCGACAGGAGAGCAGCAGUGGUCUCUUCCCGAUCAAGCCCAAGUCCCUGAUCCCGCUCCCUCUGGACCCCAUAAAGCGUCGCGCCAACAUCCUCGCUCCAACGGUCAUGCCACCAAGCUUGAUCGGCUUCCUGCGCAAGAAUGUCGGCAAGGAUCUAUCAACUAUCUCCAUGCCAGUCUCCGCCAACGAGCCCAUGUCCCUCCUACAACGCGCAGCAGAGAUCCUCGAAUACUCCUCUCUCCUCGACAAAGCAAGCCAAUCAUCAGACGCAACCGAGCGCCUAAUGUACGUCACGGCCUUCGCCCUCUCCUCUAUCUCAAGCAACCGCGUCCGCGAACGCUCAAUCCGCAAACCUUUCAACCCAAUGCUAGGCGAGACAUACGAGCUCGUCCGUGAAGACCGCGGCUUCCGCUUCAUAGCAGAGAAAGUCUCGCACCGCCCCGUCCAACUCGCCUACCAAGCCGACAGCAAAGAAUGGUCCCUCAGCCAGUCCCCACUCCCUAGCCAGAAAUUCUGGGGUAAAUCCGCCGAAAUCACAACCGAAGGCCGCGUCCGCGUCACCCUCCACGCAACAGGCGACCGCUACAGCUGGACCCCGGCAACAUCCUUCCUGCGCAACAUCAUCGCAGGCGAGAAAUACGUCGAGCCCGUCGGCGAACUGGCCGUUAUGAAUGAAUCCUCUGGCCACCGCACUAUCUCGACCUUCAAGGCUGGCGGUAUGUUCUCUGGCCGCAGCGAGGAGGUCUCCACCCGCACCGUCGACGCCCAUAAUAAACCCCUCCCGCUUGGUCUGUCGGGUACAUGGCCUUCCUCGUUGACACUGACCCGCGAUGGAAACCCUACUGGUAAUACCGUCUGGACUGCCGGCACCCUGGUUCCAUCUGCGCCUAAGCACUACGGAUUGACAUCCUUCGCGGCCGCGCUGAAUGAGAUCACUACGAUUGAGGAGGGUCAUCUUCCUGCCACGGACUCUCGUCUCCGUCCUGAUCAGCGGGCUUUGGAGGAUGGGGAUCUGGAUCGUGCGGAGGAGGUCAAGGUGCAGCUUGAAGAGGGUCAGCGUGCACGUAGACGUGAGAUGGAGGAUGCCGGUGAGGCUUGGGUUCCGCGCUGGUUUACGCGGAUUGGGGGUGAGGGUGAGUCGGAUGAGGCCUCUUGGAGGUUGAAGGGUGGGAAGGAUGGGUAUUGGGAGGAGAGAGCUAAGGGCAGCUGGACAAAUGUUGUGCCUGUUUUUGAAUAG
Molecule: messenger RNA, 2862 nt
Organism: Penicillium nucicola
Lineage: Eukaryota; Fungi; Ascomycota; Eurotiomycetes; Eurotiales; Aspergillaceae
Product: oxysterol-binding protein related protein OSH3
Exons: 2
Coding region: 1-2862 (953 amino acids)
Biological process (GO): endocytosis; exocytosis; piecemeal microautophagy of the nucleus
Cellular component (GO): cytosol; intracellular membrane-bounded organelle; plasma membrane
Molecular function (GO): sterol binding
Source: RefSeq, a predicted model, not a curated record